This is a messenger RNA of Mercurialis annua (annual mercury), 864 nucleotides long. Its product is annotated as glycine-rich RNA-binding protein 2, mitochondrial-like. Bases 119 to 544 code for a protein of 141 amino acids. The record is from RefSeq and is a predicted model, not a curated record. Lineage: Eukaryota; Viridiplantae; Streptophyta; Magnoliopsida; Malpighiales; Euphorbiaceae. The transcript has 5 exons. Gene Ontology annotation, molecular function: RNA binding.
CUCAGCUGCUUCACUAGUCUAUAAUAAUAGAGAUUUUUGUGAAAAUGAAAAUUACACUAUUCAACUCUUAAACCCUAGCCGCUCCAUUCUUCUAGUUUUUUCUCCAAGUAAUAUCGAAAUGGCUUUCUGCAACAAAAUUGGGGCUUUGGUGAGGCAAAGCAUGUCCCAGAAUGUAAAAGUUCCAGUUAUGUUAAACUCUUUCAGGGCCAUGUCCAGUUCAAAGCUUUUUGUUGGAGGUCUUUCGUAUGGGACUACUGACGAGUCUCUAAAGGAGGCGUUUUCUGGUUUUGGUGAUGUGGUUAGCGCAAGGGUUAUCACUGAUAGAGAUACUGGGAGAUCAAGGGGUUUUGGAUUUGUUGACUACUCGAGCAAUGAUUGUGCAAGCUCCGCAUUGUCAUCUAUGGACGGCCAGGAGUUGAAUGGGAGGAACAUUCGAGUAAGUUAUGCCACUGAGAGAACCGGUGGUGGUGGCGGUGGUGGUCCACGAUCAUUCAACAAUAAUUUUCGUGGGAACAAUAGUGGCUUUGGUAAUGAAGGUUUUUAAGCUGUUGGGUGCCAUCAAGUGACUGGUUCUGUUGCUAGUUACUGCUUGUUUGGAGUCCGUGUGCUUAUGAAAUUUUCUUUAUAUGAAGCGUAUCUUAAGUUUUAGCUUAAAAAUAUUUGAUGGCAAUUGCCUAUUAUAAUAUAUGUCUUGGCAAGUGUUAAUUUGGAGUGGGUCAAUUUUAGCUGUGUUGCUAUAUAAUUAUAUUAAAAAAGGCCCUCUGCUGCGAUGGUUUCCAUAAUGUUUCUCUUGCUAUGCGGCACAUUUAAGCAUUAAUAGAAAAUUUGUGGUGCUAUCGACUCACAAACCUGAACAUUAGCAUA